CUUAGCCUUGUUGAAAGCUAUGUGGUACGUACUAAGAGAUUUUUAAUCGUCUAUUGGUUUGAAAUAUGUAGCAAUGCUUUAGGAGUGCUUUUAUGUUACAAUUGGGACCCUUGUGAUAUAAGUCGUAAAGAUGUUGAAUACUUGGCUUAUGCUACUCUCUCUUAGGCAAGUUGUACAUACAUACAAUAUAAUAUUGUUGGCGAAUUGUUAGAUAUAUAGUGCAUCGUACCUUAGUUGUUUUGAAAUAUUUGGUAUAGAGUGCAUUAGGUACUAACUUUUCUGCUUUUAUUUACAUCAAUCGGUAACUUGUUGAAUGAGAAGAGUGCAUCUACCGAAGAUAAGUAGUAGAAGACUAGUAGAUAUUUCUGUAUAUACUGGGAUGGACAAGGAGGCUAGUACGUCGCAAGACACACGUGGUGGUUCCAAGAAUCAGAAUUCUUCAAGCACUACAGUAGCAGAUGACAAAAAGGAUCCUGGUGGAACUUUCAAGUGUUUUUUCUGUCAUUUAAAUGAACAUUUCGAUUAUAAGGGAUCGCAACCUCCCUUCUCAAAGCAGAUAUGUUAUUCCGAAAACUGUUAUAUAAUGAAAGACCCUUUUAGUUUACCAAACAGAGGAGAAGUUUUGGUUCUUGGUGGUGACUGUAGUGUAUGUAACAAAUCCGUAUGUUUAGGAUGUAGCAUUUUUUAUACUAAACGAUUUUGUAAAGAAUGUGCAUUUAAUAAUGUAAAGCAAUUUCCUCUGCAAUUGCAUAAUAAGAUAACAAGUUUGGCACAAAGUGAGAACAUUUAGGUAUUAUAUGUACAUUAAAGAAAAGAAGAGGUAUUCUUGACUUCUAAAAUUUGUAUUUGAAAAAUACAUGUCGCAUACCAUCCACUCACUGACACAUUUAUAUACAUUCCAUCAAAGCAUUCACACUUACUGCAGACACAUAUGUAAACAUUUUUAAUGGAAAUGAUACAAAUAAAAUUACGUUAUACUUUAAA
Cephus cinctus (wheat stem sawfly) is the source of this 984-nucleotide messenger RNA. Its product is annotated as cysteine-rich DPF motif domain-containing protein 1. NCBI's taxonomy places the organism in Eukaryota, Metazoa, Arthropoda, Insecta, Hymenoptera, Cephidae. The record is from RefSeq and is a predicted model, not a curated record. Bases 314 to 790 code for a protein of 158 amino acids. The transcript has 2 exons.